CAACUCAUUCUCUCUCACCUUCGCUCCUUGUCUAUAAUUCUCAGUUCUCAGUACUUUCUUCCUUCCUUCCUUUCAUCCUUCCUUUCUUCCUUCCUUCCUUCCUUCCAUCCUUCCCUUCUUUUUUUCGAAGACGCUAUAUCUUAAAACCAUCGCAUCUUCGCUCCCUUUCUAAUCGCUUCUUAUUACAACAUCCCACAGAAUGCUCUCUGAAUCGCAUAAACGAGGGUUUUGCAAGUUUUGUAAGGAAAAAGGCGUCCAGUGUGACAAGAAGAAGCCACGAUGCAGUGAAUGCGUUGCCACAGACAAGUCUUGCGGUGGCUACGAUAUGGGUCACAUUUUCAUCAAUGUCGACUCAUCAGGACCACCGGCCACGUGGAAUCGUGGCCAGAGCGCACAGAAACACCUCCUACUGGACUUGGCAUCACAGCCCGCGACUUCGCCACCCCAACACCUAGACAUGCUAGCUGCAUCUCUUCCUUCGACAUCCGAUGCCAUGUCUCUGGGCUCGGUGGAUGCCUCGAAGGCCAUACUCGCCCUUGCGAAUCUCGCAGAUCUCCACCAUCUGGUCGAGCUUUUCCUGGACCUCUAUCUAAGGCGUUACGGGCCUGGAAAGACAGUUGUGGACCCACUUACAGCCGGUAAUGAAUGCGGGGGCUGGAGACUAUUGCUUCCUUCAUGGUUGGGACGAUCUGAGAUUUUGGAUACCGCUAUCGGGGGAAUGGUCGCUUCCUUCAUCGGCGCACAGUACCAAGACGUGGCUUUGUCUAAUCACGGAGGGAACAUGUACCUGAACGCUCUGCAGAUGGUCCAGAAAGCGCUGCCAGAGCUCGGCGCCUCUGAAAGAAAACACCUGCUAGCGACGACCUUGGUAAUGAGCUCUACGGAGCUGUUCAUGUCCAAUGGAGGCGGAUCGAGCCAACUGACCCAUAUCGAGGGCGCGACUCGCCUGCUCAAUCUCUCGCUGGACAGCAUGGAUCUUGAAGAGCUGCACAUUUAUAUCGUAAACCAAGGCCUGUUUGAAGCGAUAUCGAGCAGGCGUUGUUACCCCUGCUCGUCUUCAGGGUUUCGCCAUCUAGCACGCCAGAUCUACUCGGUGCCCCGGGCGAACCACAACGACUUGUACUUCCAGUGGUGCGAACGGAUUCUCCCUCUACCUAACAUUCUGAACACUGCCGAUACUGUCGUCUCAUCCACUGCACCAGCGCCCAUUUCCGCUGUCCUGGCUAUCCUGGACGACUUGGCCACACUCGAACAGGCCAUCGCACCUUGGUACGAGCUCCUUCAAUCCAGCAUGUCCACUCCAUGGACAUUCCCCGCUGCACAAGUCAGCACAGACUCCGUCCCAUUUCCCCUUCAGUUCACCUCGAUCGAAGCCUGCACCAACUACUGCCUGUACUGGAUAUCGCAACUCCUCAUUCUCGAAGCCCGCCAAAUGGUAUACGCACGGCUACCUCCCUCCGAGAUCCCCGAGCACAACACACUGCAGCCGCGCAUCUCGGAGUACGCGUCGCUAGUCUGCCGCUCCGUGCAGUACUGCGCGCACAACACGUCCUACGCUGCCACGGAAAACAUGUUCCUGCCGCUGGACGUGGUCUCGAGUUACUAUGUCAGGCAGGGCGACCACGAGCGUGUGAGCUGGUGUAUCAGUGCGUUUGCACGCAUGAGCCUGGAGCAUAAGAUUGGGUUUGCGAAGAAGAAGAUGGAGAUGGUUGGUGUGAGGAUUGGGGAUAGUGCGUGUGAUCCUGAAGUCUUGCCAGAUCGGCUAGAAUAUCGUUUUGCACAGCGAUGUCGAACCCACCGCCAGUCCUCGCCGGGUGCUUCCGCGAUGGCACUCACCGGCCCUCGCACGGCGCUCAGCUCAGGCGAGCCAUGCUCCGUUUCGUCUGGGCUCAGAAAGAGUAGACGUUCGGCGUGCACGCUAGGGCCCGUCCAAGGGUCGGUGCUCGGAUUUGCCACUCAGCCGAACGAUCGACCCACGACAGCACACGCGGCAGCGCCGAGGACGAGGCCGGCUGCCGCUCAUUAGAGAGACGCGGACCCAAUGCUACCGUAGCAAACGGAUUCGAUUAUCGUUUUUUCCAUGCAGGUGGACUGCGAAUGGAAAUGCGGCAAGGCACCGGUGAGGUACCGCAGGCGGAGUGUAGAUGGUUGCCGGAUUGGGAUCAUGGCGAGGCGUGGGCGUGGUUGGUUGGUUUCUUAGUUGGAGGUACUGCAUAG
This is a messenger RNA of Paraphaeosphaeria sporulosa, 2217 nucleotides long. RefSeq lists its product as uncharacterized. NCBI's taxonomy places the organism in Eukaryota, Fungi, Ascomycota, Dothideomycetes, Pleosporales, Didymosphaeriaceae. The record is from RefSeq and is a predicted model, not a curated record. The transcript is spliced from 3 exons. The coding region runs from base 200 to 2026 and encodes 608 amino acids. Gene Ontology annotation, molecular function: DNA-binding transcription factor activity, RNA polymerase II-specific; zinc ion binding. Gene Ontology annotation, biological process: regulation of DNA-templated transcription.